This is a messenger RNA of Naegleria gruberi, 354 nucleotides long. RefSeq lists its product as uncharacterized. The transcript has 3 exons. The coding region runs from base 1 to 354 and encodes 117 amino acids. NCBI's taxonomy places the organism in Eukaryota, Heterolobosea, Eutetramitea, Acrasida, Naegleriidae. The record is from RefSeq and is a predicted model, not a curated record. Gene Ontology annotation, cellular component: centrosome; ciliary basal body.
AUGUCAAACGGAGACGAUUCUAAGAGUAUUUUUGUCGGAGCCAGUUUGCAAACAACAAACAAUCAAUUAGUAAAAUGCAUCGAGGAAUUAAGAUUGAGGAGAGAUGAAGUUACCAGACAAAUAAUAAAGGAAGAGGAAGAGAAAAAUAGGAUACAAAACGAAUUGAGAGUACUUUCGGAGAAGCUAAAUCGCCUCAAUGAUGGUCUAAGUAGAAAGCUCCAAGCUAAGCAAGAAUACGAACGAACAUUACAAGAAACAGAAGCAGCAUAUAAUAAGAUUUUGGAAAGUUCUCAGACACUGCUUCAUGUAUUGAAAAGAGAAAGUGCAAGUCUUUCGAAGAAAGUUGGACAAUAA